AUGACAUCAGUUGGAAGGGAAUCCUACGUCCAAAGAGACUGUAGCUUCCAAGAAAAUCGCAAUCAGUAUAUUCGAAAUACAGAUCGCCGGAGCUUGAGCAAUAGCCCCGAAUACAACUCAAGAACCUACACCUCACAAACGUACAGCCCACCUCAAUAUACAUUAUCAGAGUAUACCUCGCCCACAAACACAGUCUUCAAUGAUGCUUUCUCUCACAUCCACGAUGAGGAUCUCAAUAUAUCAGAAGAAAGAUGUCGAAAUACUACAAGUAGUCAACACGAUGCCAUUGUCGCUCAAAAUAGCAUUACUACCUCCUCAGAGUACAAUGACUAUUUGUGGCAAGGUACCUCAUACCCAAGUCUCAACUAUAGCUCCGAAUCAAUAUACAAUUCACAAAUCGACCCAAGUCUUUGGAAUUGUACUAUUAUGAACACUGGACCAAUUGCCCCACUUCCCAUCGUUACAGGAGCACAAAGCAUCCUCGACGAGCACCGUUUCAAGCAGUGCUGGGAGGUUCCAUCACUAGAAGCAGCAAAUUCUGUGCAAAUCAAUGAAUACGCCGGAGUAGCCUUCCCAUCAUGCAUGAUCGGCCAAGCUAGUAUGUCGAGAACAGUCAGCGUCAAUUCAUUCCGGUCAACCUCGUCAGAUUUUAAAACAGAGCGGGAGCGAGCCUCUCCAUUCUUCGACAUGACUGAGUCUAUGGCGAUUAGGUCGCCAUCCCCAGGCGAAGAAUCUUAUAGAUCUGAGUCAACUUCUGGAUCACCUCGACCAAGCACCGCAGAGAAAUCAACUCGAUCAAGGAAACGAAGGCUUCAAGAGAGAAAUGAUCCGAAUCAUGUAAGCCGUCGUGGAGAUACCGGAAGGAGGAAGUUGGAUCGAUACUUUUGCACUCGGUGUAAUGCUUUCCCCAAAGGCUGGAAGCUACCCGAGGACUUGCGAAAACACAAUCAAGGACAUCAUACUGAAAUUGGAUUUUACUGCGCCUCUGGAGUGGAUGAGAACUGUGCCUAUUGGAGUUCUCAGGAGUCGAGAUAUAUUGACCAUCUGAAGGUAGAGCAUGCUAGCUCUCGCAUCUCACAGGAGAUUAUCCGGAAGUAUAACACCAUAAACGGUAUUACGCUCGAUGGUAGUUAUAUGUGCAGGAUACCAGGUUGUGAAAAGGUUUAUAAAAGGGCAGAGCGAGGUCGUCGAGACAAGCAUGAAGAAAGGAAAGCCGCACACGUUUUCAAAGGGGGACUCGGAAGAGCGGAUCCAGCCCAUCUAUUUCCAAACAGUUAUGUGGAAUGCAGGAAUGAUGAGACGAAAAGCCAUGUUGAUAUGGGACAGUACGAUUUUGCUCAUUCUGGUCCAGCAAGGGAAUCCAGGGGGUGUCGGCCAGAGUGA
This is a messenger RNA of Botrytis porri, 1383 nucleotides long. RefSeq lists its product as uncharacterized. NCBI's taxonomy places the organism in Eukaryota, Fungi, Ascomycota, Leotiomycetes, Helotiales, Sclerotiniaceae. The record is from RefSeq and is a predicted model, not a curated record. The coding region runs from base 1 to 1383 and encodes 460 amino acids. The transcript has a single exon.